Molecule: messenger RNA, 3631 nt
Organism: Amoebophrya sp. A25
Lineage: Eukaryota; Dinophyceae; Syndiniales; Amoebophryaceae
Source: the annotation of a GenBank genome assembly
GGAAGUUAUGCAGCCCCGCAGGUGCUUACCCCAAGCAGGUCCGCGACGCACCUACCCUUCGGAUUGCUGCCACCGUUAGUAACCCUUAAUAAAGACGUGAAUGCAGUGGGUGGCUUCACUGCGAAGGAGGACGUUAUCCGCACCCUCUACACUUAGGAGAAAGACACGACUUUAUACUGUUUGUGAGAGUGAGAAGUGGAUGUAGUUAAUGUAGUUAUCCAGUACACAGUCUAGUAUACUUGUUAACUAAAAACAGAGUUGAUCAACGAGUACUUCUAUUCAGACACUCUUCUUCUCUAAACUGGACCUAGUAGAAUCUUAGUCAGACACUCUUCCUCUAUACUCAACAAGACGGCAAUAUCUUCUACAAAUUUCAACACAUGAAAACUGAUUUCUCCUUCCAGUAGAACUUCUUACUUAAUACGAUGAGCAUUAGCCUACUUGAUAGAGGACAACAUACACGUACUUAGAUGUUCACCAACGUCUUCCUCUUCUUCAAGAUUGUUCAAAAGAUUCCAGCCAGCAUAUAUUGUCUGCUCCUUAUUUCGGAUCGCAACGGAGCCAGGCGGCUGCAAGCUGCUACAUGGUUCGAGUACAUCUAUGUAGAUAGGAAUGAAUGAACAUCUUCAUUGUCAACAUCUUCAAUAGCGUCUACGUCGUCCUCCUUCUUUCCCUCUAACGUAACAGUGAUUCGCUCGAGGACGUCGCGAAAGACUUGGCUAAGGACUUUAUCGCUCGGAUCGUAGAGGCCAAACCUAAGCAUGAUGGGGCGUCGGAAGAUGUGGCGUCGGAUGAAGCAGCAAAGUUUCUUGGGACGGAAUUGGUAAAUCAUUUCCGUGUCGCAGCACAGGAAUGCCGUUCUGGAGCACUGCUAAACUUAGGGCUUUGACAUUCACAUUUGAAGUAAAAAAAAGGAGACAGUUCAUCUUGUAGAUGAACUAGCGAUUGCGAUGCAGUCUUCAUUAUGCUUAGAGAAAAGUCAUAAUUAUAUAUGUACCAGGGAGGGAGGCCCCCCCCCCUGUGGAUGGAUCUGGGGAGGACCACGCCAGAGGGGUCCAGCCUUGCCACCUUAUUGGCCAGGCCUGUCGAGGGGCUGCCAGGCGGGAAGGCCUCAAGGCGCCCACUUCUGACCCCUUCCCGCUUCUUGCAUGUACCCUACAGACCUGGCAAAGGCAGGGCCCCGCUGGCUUGUUGCAUGUACCCGACAGACCUGGCAAAGGUGGCAAAGGCCGGGCCCCGCUGCCUUGUUGCAUGUAUCCACCGACCCGGCCCGCUGCCUUGUUGCGUGUACCCUACAGACCUGGCAAAGGGGGCAAAGGCAGGGCCCCGCUGCCUUGUUGCGUGUACCCUACAGACCUGGCAAAGGAGGCAAAGGCCGGGCCCCGCUGCCUUGUUGCAUGUACCCUACAGACCUGGCAAAGGGGGCAAAGGCGGGAACCCACCCCCUUGGCGUAGGGUUGGGCACACGCAACACGACAAGAGGGCCCAGCCUUUGCCACCUUUGCCGGGUCUGUAGCGUACAUGCAAGAAGCGGGAAGGGGUCAGAAGUGGGCGCUUUGAGGCCUUCCCCCCGGCAGCCCCUCGAAAAGAGGGGCCGGGGCGGGGAGGCCCCCCCCCCUACAAAAAGUUAGAUCGGGGGGGGGGCCGUAGGGUCGAGAAAGGGACCCCCUGGGCCUUACGGGGUUUCUAGUCGUGCAGGCAAUUUGGUUUCGCUCCUUUACCAUUUUGAAAAUGUAAACAGAGGAGGCGCCAGCCUGUGUUAACUUCGCCUAAUGUAGCACGACAGCACAACUGUGACCGCAGUGAGCACAUCCACCAAAAAUAAAUCGGAGCAGCCUGUAGGAGGAACCUGAGAAGCACGCGAUAGCGCUAGCACCAGCAGCGUGGCAAUGGCUUGGCUGUCAGCAACUUUCUUAGGAUUCAGCUGACUGAGAUCACAACAACAAUAGGAAACGGCCUCGCGCAUUAGCUUGGUUGUAAGUUUCUUCCCCCCUGUUCACUUUGUUGGGAGCUUUGACGUGGCGGACGAGGGGCAGCAGCGGUCCCCUGGUUGUGAGUCCCAGUCCCAGUCUUAACCUCAAGAGGGACGCGGAAAAUGUCCACAGGACGGCGAGGGGGGAAAGCUCCUUCGGCAGAAGUUCACAGAGCUUGGCAAAAAAUGCGGCAGAAUAGAAAGUCCAAGCGGAAGGGGUGGCAAAAGUGUUCCUGGUGGCAGAAAAUGCGGCAGAAAGUCCAAGAGGGGGGCAGAAAAUGUUCCUGAUUGUCAGAAAAUGCGGCAGAAAGUCCAAGAGGGGGCUGGAAAGUGUUCCCGGGUGGCAGAAAGUCACGGAGGGGGGUGGAAAAUGUUCCUUCCCGGGUAGGCAGAAAACGCGGCAGAAAGUCACAGAGGGGGGCGGAAAAUGUUCCCGGGUGGCAGAAAGUCACAGACGGGGGCGGAAAGUGUUCCCGGGUGGCAGAAACACUACCAGGGGAGUGGGAAGCGUUCCCGGGUAGGCAGAAAAUGCGGCAGAAAGUCACAGAGGGGGGCGGAAUAUGUUCCCGGUUGACAGAAAACGCGGCAGAAAGUCAACCAGGGGGGCGGAAAAUGUUCCCCAGGCAGCAAACCUGGCAGAAAAUCAACGGAGGGCGCAAACCUGGCAGAAAAUCAACCAAGGGGGCGGAAAAUGUUCCCCAGGCGGCAAAACCUGGCAGAAAUUCAACAAAGGGGCGCGGAAAAUCUUCCCAAGGAGGUGGCAAACCUGGCAGAAAAUCAACCCGGGGGGCGGAAAAUGUUCCCCAGGCAACAAACCUGGCAGAAAAUCAACAAAGGGGGCGGAACCACAGGAACCACAGGGACCACAGGAACCACAGGAACCACAGGAACCACAGGAACCACAGGAACCACAGGAACCACAGGAACCACAGGAGCCACAGGAACCACAGGAACCACAGGAACCACAGGAACCACAGGAGCCACAGGAGCCACAGGAGCCACAGGAGGCCCCAGCAGGAGCAGGACCCGCCUGGCGAUCGCUUGGCCCCAGAUAAUAUCCGCAUUUGAAAUUCCGUAAAGCCCAGGGGGCCCCAUUCUCGAGCUUAAGGGGGGGGGCCUCCCGCCCUGAGCCCUGGAACAUAUAUAGAUAUGCAAAAGACAAGGCCCUUCUCGCAAGUACUUUUUAGUAGGCCUCGGCUUCUCUACAAUGUUGAACUUCUCUCCAUCUAGGUGUGAUAGAUUUAUUUCAGGUAUUCUUUGGAAAGAACCUCUAAGAUGCCUUGGCGCACCAGAGGACAUCACGACGAUUCUGACGGAGGCGCAACAAAGACUGCAGGAAGUAUAUUGGAUGACUAAUAGCCCAACACCAACUUAUGGCUCGUCACAAGAUUACAGCAUAAUGCUUACCAUAACUACCAGCCACCUUGGAUCUUCACGUUGAAAAAUAGGCCAACAUGUAAGCAUAUCUAGGUAGUUCUAUUGAAACCAGGCCAGUGACGAGGAGAUCAUCUUGUUUAUGGAGAUUGCGGUAAUCUCGUGUUGAACAACCUGCUCUAAAAAACGCAAGUAUCGCCAGGGCAGAACGUGGACGCCUUGCAGGUUGAGCUUUUGCCCGCACUACUACAGCCGGGGAUCAUUGUAGAUGAUCAUAUGCCGCGG